Gilbertella persicaria is the source of this 1649-nucleotide messenger RNA. RefSeq lists its product as uncharacterized. The coding region runs from base 126 to 1550 and encodes 474 amino acids. Lineage: Eukaryota; Fungi; Mucoromycota; Mucoromycetes; Mucorales; Choanephoraceae. The record is from RefSeq and is a predicted model, not a curated record. The transcript is spliced from 2 exons.
CUUUUUUCUUACCUUUAUUUAUUUAUUUUCCUUUUCCAAACAUACCUUUUUGUUAUAAAAAGAGUAAGUUUUUCCUUUUAUUUCUUUCUUCUUUUCUUCUCUUUACUGCGUAAUAAACUAUUUAAAUGCUGACUGCUGUGCAACAAAAUUUGCCGCCAACAACAGGACUUGUGCCUGAAUCAAAUAACAACAUUGGAGUUUUAACUAGAAAGAAAGCUAUCGAAAAUUUCCGCUCACUACAUGAAGAAGCCAAUAUCGAUCAUGACUAUGCCAGCCAUCUACUCCCCAACAGUUUUGAAAUAGCUAAUCGUGCAUUCUAUGCCACUAUUCGCAAAUUCACCAAACAAAACUGUCCUGACCCGUCUGUCAAGAGGAGGUCUUCUUAUUCAUUCAUAGAAAACUUGUUUCUUCAUAAGAUUUACAGUAAAUCACAGCAAACAUUGUUGGGCAUUGUGCCUGUAAAGCCAUCUGUCAUUUUGUCAGGUGAUGACUUUAUGUUUACGCCUCCUUUUAUUCAACCGCCACCGCAGCCAUUUGAAGACCUUGAGGAUGAAGACUACUAUUUUGAUGAAGAAGAAGUAGAGGCUACAGAAUGUUGGAAUACCAAUGGAUACCUCUAUAAUCUCAGUCCAUGUCCUGAAUCUAAACAGGCUGGUGACAAUGACUCGCUGUUCUAUCGUAUUCAAGAAGAAGAUGAAGAUCUAGAAAAUAACAAGCUAAGAAUACAAUCCAAUGCAUUCUUAAAGACACCGUCUUUGUUUGACACGUCUCCUUACCUUUACCAAGAAGAUACACAAGAAUACAUGUAUGCAUUUGUCGAGAAUUCACAUUUGCAGCAAGAACCUGCUUACCCAGAGAAUUUUGAUACACAACAAGACGAUGAUACUUUGUCAGAUUCGGAUGGCUUGAUUACACCCGAAGGUGAAGAACCAGAGCUGUCUUCUACUGCUACUACUGCUGCCUCUUCCUAUGAUGAUGAUAAUGAUGAUAAUGAUGAUGAUAAUGAUAAUGACGAUGAUGAUAAUGACAGUUAUCAUGAAGAAAUGUCAGUUUCCUAUCACAGCACAACAAACAGCGUCAUGAUUCCAAUUACCACCAACAAGACAAAUGAAGACGAUGUUGCACAAAUCACUCAAGUUAGCCCCGUGACGCGAUCCAGCACCUUUUUGAGCCAAAGGUCAUCUUUAGACGAUGAUUCCUCGGUCAUUUCAUACCAGUCAUUGGCAGACAUUAUAAAUAGUCAACAACAACACCAGCAACAGAAACCAUCACUUUCAUACAUUUCAUCUAAAAUCUAUCACUAUGGUUCCACCAAAAAGCAAGAAAUUAGUACUAAAAUGAAAUCCUUUGUAAAUAAUAUAUCUUAUCACGCAAACAAUGAUGACGACGAAGAAAUGGGACUGCAAUCUCAGCAAGAGUGUGAUGCGACGAUAUCAUUUUGGACUCGCCUAAUUAUUUUUGUUAUGUCUAUUUGGCAGCUUUUUGUUCAUGGCGUCAAACAAUGUAUGCCAACCACUUCAACCUUAGAUGAAAGAGAAACUCUUUUGUAAUUUUAUACUCUUUUAUCGCCUUGUACAUUAAUUCUAUAUACAUAUACUUUUAUACAUACGGCCCCCCUUUUCUCUUGAAUAAAAAAACAGUUUAUUGAA